GGCAAGGUGGAUUUAGUGCCAGCACUGCGUGACGUAGUUUUAUCGCGCCGCUUCCAGGCUUCCCAAGGUGUCACUUCCGGGGCACGGUUUGUGAGAAGCCAGUCAUCUGUCAGGAAGGCUGAGAUCCCUGGGGAUCCUUCUACACUGCCAGCCGCCAUUCAGACCCCUGCCAGGGGGUCCAAGCGUCCCUUCCCCGAGUGUGAGGAUGAGUAACGCCAAGCGGAAAGAGGAGCAGCCCGUGUCCAACGGAGGAGUGAAGGGGAAAGUGUCUCCCUGGAGCAAAGCCUGGAGGGCGGAUGCAGCAUGGGAAGACAAGGUACUGGUUACUAUACAUAUAACAGGACACAGCAACCUCCCCGGGUUACUAUACAUAUAACAGGACACAGCAACCUCCCCGGGUUACUAUACAUAUAACAGGCAACCUCACCGGGUUAUUAUACAUAGAUAGCAACCUCACCGGGUUAUUAUACAUAGAGAGCAACCUCACCGGGUUAUUAUACAUAGAGAGCAACCUCACCGGGUUAUUAUACAUAGAGAGCAACCUCACCGGGUUAUUAUACAUAGAGAGCAACCUCACCAGGUUAUUAUACACAGAGAGCAACCUCACCGGGUUAUUAUACAUCGAUAGCAACCUCACCGGGUUAUUAUACAUCGAUAGCAACCUCACCGGGUUAUUAUACAUCGAUAGCAACCUCACCGGGUUAUUAUACAUCGAUAGCAACCUCACCGGGUUAUUAUACAUAGAGAGCAACCUCACCGGGUUAUUAUACAUCAAUAGCAACCUCACCGGGUUAUUAUACAUCGAUAGCAACCUCACCGGGUUAUUAUACAUCGAUAGCAACCUCACCGGGUUAUUAUACAUCGAUAGCAACCUCACCGGGUUAUUAUACAUCGAUAGCAACCUCACCGGGUUAUUAUACAUCGAUAGCAACCUCACCGGGUUAUUAUACAUCGAUAGCAACCUCACCGGGUUAUUAUACGUAGACCGCAACCUCACCGGGUUAUUAUACGUAGACCGCAACCUCACCGGGUUAUUAUACGUAGACCGCAACCUCACCGGGUUAUUAUACGUAGACCGCAACCUCACCGGGUUAUUAUACGUAGACCGCAACCUCACCGGGUUAUUAUACGUAGACCGCAACCUCACCGGGUUAUUAUACGUAGACCGCAACCUCACCGGGUUAUUAUACGAAAACCGCAACCUCACCGGGUUAUUAUACGUAGACCGCAACCUCACCGGGUUAUUAUACGUAGACCGCAACCUCACCGGGUUAUUAUACGUAGACCGCAACCUCACCGGGUUAUUAUACGUAGACCGCAACCUCACCGGGUUAUUAUACGUAGACCGCAACCUCACCGGGUUAUUAUACGUAGACCGCAACCUCACCGGGUUAUUAUACGUAGACCGCAACCUCACCGGGUUAUUAUACGUAGACCGCAACCUCCCCGGGUUAUUAUACGUAGACCGCAACCUCCCCGGGUUAUUAUACGUAGACCGCAACCUCCCCGGGUUAUUAUACGUAGACCGCAACCUCCCCGGGCUAUUAUACGUAGACCGCAACCUCCCCGGGCUAUUAUACGUAGACCGCAACCUCCCCGGGUUAUUAUACGUAGACCGCAACCUCCCCGGGUUAUUAGAGAUAGCACUGGACAAAUCAGCCACUGGGAUGUGUAUAUUUGUCUCCCUCCCAGUGUGCGUGCGUGUGUGUAUAUAUAAAUAUAUAUCUCUCUAUCUAUUAUUAUUUUUUUUUAAAUUUAUUUAUAAUAUGCUGCAUAUGUAAAAUUUAUUUAAAGGUGCCAAAUUCCUCAGAGAUAUAUUUGCAGCACAUUAUUCAUGAAAAAUACAUUGAAAAAAAUCAAUACAUAAAAAUAUAUAUAUUCGUUUUUUUCCAAUGUAUUUUCCAUGACUAAUGUUCUGCAAAUAUAAUUGUAUAACUCGUCUGCAAAAAAAAUUAAAUAAAUAAAUAUAUAUAUAUAUAUAUAUAAAUAUAUAUAUAUAUAUAUAUAUAUAUAUAUAUAUAUAUAUAUAUAUAUAUAUAUAUAUAUAUAUAUAUAUAUAUAUAUAUAUAUAUAUAUAUACACUUUGUGUGUGAUCAACAGCAAUUAUUCCACUAUUUUCACAGCUGUUUGUUCCAGAUUUAGGACUUUGCACCGUGGUUUCUUCUUGUGCAAAUAUCUCCUUGAGAUAUAUACUUGUUAAAAUGAAUUGUUAUUGCUGAUGGAGAAGUUCUGCAUUAGCAAUACAGCAAGGAGGUUACGGUGGUUAGACUGCUCCCAAUCUGAGAAUUUCAUAAAGAUAAAAACUUUAUGAAAUACUCUCAUUAUUUCGCAGCCCAGUCAAAAUAUAUUCUAAAGUAAAGUAGGGACUAUUUUGUCUUAGUAUUUUCCUAAGCUUGACAAAAAGACAGAGCUUAUUGUCAAGACCCAGCUCUACUGAUGGCUGAGGGUGGAAAAGCUCUGUCUAAGCAGGGUCCUUUUAUAGACCUCAAAGUUGUAUUCGUACAUGCAUGAGAGUACAGCGCUGAUGUCUGCUCCUGGUACUAAAACAACAGGAGCUGAAGAGGACUGACAGGAAGAGCAUGGAGGCAGCUCACCUUCCCCUGCACCCUGCGGCAACGUCACUGUUGGGGGUCUUUGCAAAUUAUGCAAAGACCCCACACAGUGACAGUGCUGCUUUAACCCACAGGUGAAUUACAUUUGCUGUGUCUGUUUGUGCCCUCCCCCCCAUCAUACCUCAUUUGUUUUUCCUUCUUUUAGUUUAAAUGUGAAACAUUCCUUAUUUUGUUUUCUUCUGUAGACCUGUAUGGCCAUGUAAUCAGUUUUGCCUUGUUCCUUUUUAUUUUUUUUAUCUUAUUACUUGGAGCUCAUGAACUAAAUUUAUAUAGCUUGACAAUUCUUAAUACAUUUUAAUUGGCGUUUAGAAUACUCAGUCAAAAUGCAUGUCAUGGAUUUUGCUAAAAUAUAAGUGGCAACAUAGCAUUUUGUGAUGUACUGUGCCACAGCAUAAAAAGCCGAAUUUUGAGCACUUAUUUCCUUAAGGAUUGCAAUAGUGACUUAUAUUUCUAACACCGAGAGCUUCUUAAGAAGGAUAAGGAUUAUUUUACCCGGUAAUGCUGACUCUGCAUGUAUGACAUGCUUUGUGACAGCUGCAAAAAGACUGAAAGCCAUUUAUUUAUUUAUUUUUGUGUCACUUCACAGUGAUUGAAAAUGACACAAGAUGUAUAUAGAGCAUGCAUUAUCAAAAUCACUUUUUGCUACCCCACGGAUAUGGUUUUGGCACUCCUUUGCAGUAGUGGUCUUAAGCGCAGUCAUUUCACACAGUAAAUUAAUGAUUAAUAUAAUAAUGGUUAUAGCUUACUCAUUCUAUGCAGCUGCAACUCCUACAACAGAAUGAUCAAUGAACCAUAGUUUACGUAUUUGACACAAUAAACACCCUACCAUGAAUAUUUUUGUAUAUAUAUUUUUUUUAAAUUGUAUUUUGUUGUUUGGAUCAUAGCUGCACAGGUGGAAGACUGUUUCGAAUUAAUAGCCAUGCAGUUGUUUCUUUAUAGUUGUAGUGUGUUCAGUCUGCAUUUUUGAAUGUCUUACAGUUACUUUUUCUACCAACAGGAUGAAUUUUUGGAUGUGAUCUACUGGAUCCGUCAGAUCUUGGCUAUUAUAUUGGGAGUGAUCUGGGGAAUUGUACCGCUGAAGGGUUUUGUGGGUAUAGCAAUGUAAGUAUUGUCUAUUAAGACUUCAUAUAGAGUCUUGUAUGUCCUGUUAUUUUCUUCAGAUAUUAUAUACUGGGGUUAUAUCUACCAUUGGUGAUAGACAAAGAGUGUCUGUUGAUACCCAUAGCCCAUCACUACUGCCUAAGGGAGACUCUUCUGCAUUGGAGCUGGAUGAGGAGGGUAAAAAGGGUGCACUGUAUAGGCAAUAUAGAAAGGACUUUAUUAAACUUUUUUUAAGAACAAUUUAAGCCCAUAAGAUAAGAUGCUACCCAUGACCUUCAGACACCAUAACAAUUUUAUUGAGAUCAAUUGUUCUGUAGCCCAGAGCGGUCCUUUUAAUCGUUUUGAUCGAUCUAUCAUUCAUCUCAAACAAGGGGAAGCACACUCUCGGGAAUUUUUACAUCAAACUUUUCACUGCUUUUUUUUUUUUUUUUUAUCCCAAAAGCUGUCAAUCACGGCACAUCUAUGUUUUAGUCUCAACAGGAGGCUUUUCUCAAGACAUAGUAUUGCACAAUGAACAAACUUAAAUACCCUUCCAGAUAUCCAAAGUGAGGCUGACAGGGAAAAGUAGGCGUGAACACCCAUAAUCAGUGAAUUAACUACUAAAAUAACAAGGGCUGAGCAUCUGUGUCUGUCCUGCCUAAAAGUGCAAAACAAUAAAGAUAUAGACUUGAUCACACUACUACCAAGCAAUCACACAUUAUAGUCAAACUUUUAAGUCUAUAUCCUAAAUUAAGAAAAGAUCCCAAUUAGACAGUGACCAAAACCUAUAUGCACUUGAGAAGAAGGGGAGAGAAAUGGUAGGUAGGUAUGUUUGUGUGUGUGUGUGUAUAUAUAUAUAUAUAUAUACAUACACACACACACACACACACCUUGGUUGACAGUAGAAAAGAGCUGAGUAAAAAGAUAAUGUACUGAACUACAUAAUGUAUAACAAGGUUGAACUGCACGACAUGUACUACAGGCUUUUGCACAAGCCGGUAUGCUAUAACGUUUGUCUUACUGUUUGCGCCAAGUUUACAAAAUUGAAAAAUAAAGAAUUUUAAAAAAAAAUCUAUCUAUAAUCUCCACCAGAGGGUGCUGCGGGAUCUUGAUAGGUUUAGAAGUAAAAUGCUUAAAAGUGUAAAUAUCCAGUGAUACUGGUUACAAAAAAUACAAUAUAUACGUUAAACACGUUUAUUAAAUACCACACUCGCACAUAUUAAAUAACAUUUCAUAGUCACAAUUUUAAAAAUUGCUAAAUUGUUGUUUUGGUGGUUCUGAGAUGGUUAUGUGAUUUCUUCUAUCCUCUGGUCUCUUUUAAUCAUUAAUUUUUAUUUUUAUUUUUUUUAUUCUGCAGAUUUUGUGUGCUAAAUGCCGGCAUACUGUACCUGUAUUUUAACAGCUUCCAACAAGUAGAUGAGGAAGAAUAUGGGGGAACUUGGGAACUUACGAAAGAAGGGUUUAUGACAUCAUUUGCCCUUUUCUUGGUACCUCCUUCUUUUGUGUUUUUAUAUAUAAUGAUAGACAUUAAGUAGGAUAAAGUGUAAAAUUACCAUAUUUUAAAUAUUGUUGGCCUGGAAUAAAUUCAUUCCUGUCGCUUUACUGUUAAAAAAAAAAUAUAUAUAUAUAUAUAUAUUUUUUUUUUUUAAUUUUUUUUUUAAAUAUCCAAUUACAACAAUCAAUAGUAAGUAGUUGUCAUUUUAUGUGUUUUAUCCCCUUGCUUUUUGAUGUCAUCCACAAAAUGUUUGAGUGACAAUGUCAACAUUACUAUUAUUGCACUAAAAAAAAUCAUUAGUAAAAGUAUAUAAUUAAAUUGGGGGGGGAAACGUUAAUCUACUUUCAAAGUAGCCAUUACUGUGGCUGUGAGCAGAUGGCGUGCCUACGUAUACAGUGCUAAGUGUUGCAUUAAGCAAUACACAUUAUGGGAGGAAAUAAUCUGACAGUGUGUAACUUCAGACAAAAACAAAAGCUGAAAGAUUGAGAGUAUGGCGUGUGCGGCAAUGCACUCACCUGAAUAUACAUUAUAAGAGUGUUGCUGUGACUAUCGAAGCGCUCCACUUUAAACAAGUUUAAAAGCAGAUAGAGCUUUUUAAGACACCUUUGUUAUAAAAAAAAUUAGCAUAGAUUUAGUUAUAUAAUGUGUAAACAUGUCACUAUUCAGAGUACCCAGUUUUUGGCAGAAGAGAGAGAGAUAUAUAUAUAUAUAUAACUAUACCAAGGGUAGGCAACUUUCAGCACUCCAGAUGUUGUGGACAGCAUCUCCCCUCAUGCUUUGCCAGCAUUAUGGGAACUGUAGUCCACAAUAUGUGGAGUGCCAAACAUUACCUACCCCUGGACUAUACCUUGCACCUAAUGUAUAUCCUUUUGAAUGUUAUUGAAAUUUCAUUUACAGUAUAUCCACUAGGUGGAGCUGGUGUCAGUUAUAGAAGAGAUCACACCACUCUGUACAGUACUACAAUUAAUAGUACAUUCAAAAACGCUAAAUGUUAGCUAUUAGAUAUGCCAUAUUUAGCUGUGCAUUAGAUAUAUUGUUUUAUUUUAACUAACUUUUGUCAAUAUAAAAAAGUAUCCUCUCUAUUUUCAUAUUAAACAAGUAGUGAGUACCCUAUUUUAAUAGUAUUCUAUUGUUCUAUUGUUGAGAUAAGCAUUCCAAACCAUUUUGUAAUUCUUUCAUUAUUGUCUUAUGUAGCCUACUGAUUUCAGGAAAACCAGUAAAUUGAAUGUCUUACGAAGUUAUGUACCUUCAUAGACACUGAUUUAAUAGUAGUUAUGUAAUUGAAAGGGGAUUUGGACGUUACUAUUACAUCAUGGAUUUUAUUCCAAGCUUACGAUAGACAAAACAUGUCACAUUUGUGUUUUACAGACCACUUUUAAUCGAAGCAUUGGUAAAGAAUACUGCAUGUAGUUUCAAUAUAAAACAAGUACUUUGUGAACAUAGGUAGUAUUCUAUCCUUUGCUGGAUAUAUAUAUAUAUAUAUAUAUAACAGUGGCCACCUCUGUUAAUCUGAAAGAGCGUGCCAGGCUCUCCAAAUUGCUGUCCUUAGCUAGCCUAGUGACAUGUAUAUCACUAUGUAUCCAAGGGAGAGAGUGGAUCGGUGUAUUUAGGCGUAAUUGAUAAUGUGUCAUUAUAUCUGAUAGAAAGUGUGUCUGUAUGCAAGAAUGUGAUUAGGCGAUAUGGGGCUUCUGACAUUCACUUUUAUAUAUGCCAUUAAUUUUCCUAAAUAUAAGAUCAUGUUUGAAGAUCAUCUCAUGCAAACAAAUUGUUCCUCCGAUGUAUUUGAAAAAACCUGACACUUUUUUUUUUUUUUUCCUUUUUUUCUUACAGGUAGUGUGGGUCAUUUUCUAUACCGCAAUACACUUUGAUUGACAUGGAUUUUUAGCUCCCUUUUUUGCCAAACUUUUUUUUUUUUCCUCCACUUUUUGAGGAACUAAGAUUUCCCCCCCCCCCUCCUCCUCCCAUAGCCCCAAAUUAAGGCCUACUGUAGACACUGUGGAGUGUACUAAAGAUUAACAUUAUUAUUAUUUUUUUUUAUUUAUUUUUUUUUAAACAACACUCAUUGACUGAUUUAUUGUUUGAAACUCUGCCAGUGAUAGCCGAGAGUCCUCAUGAAAUGGAUCAGUUAACCUUGGAGGUGCCAGCCUAUUAACUGCCAUAGAUACCCACAGCAGAGAAACUAAGUGGUCAGCUUCCUUUUCCACUUAAAAGAUCACAUGGUCCAAUUUCAGUGUCUUCCUUGCGUUUCGCCGGUGUCCCAGAUCUAGUUUCCAGAAUCUGACACUGCUUCUCCUUAUUGAUGCUACUCCAGACAUUCUGGAUAUUUUUACAAUGGAACAUUGAGGGCUACUGCUGACAAUUUUUUUAAACCAGAAAAUGUAAUGGAGAGUACAGCUGUAAAAUAAAUUCUUGACAUUUCUUCUACCUGGACAAACCGCAAUGUUUUAAUUCUUUCUCCAACCCUUUGUUGGCCAAGAGAUUUAAAAUAUUUUCUAGGCUCCUCAUUAGGGGUUGAGAAAGCCUUGAUCCUUUCUACAUGACAGUAUUGAACAAAAUGGUAUUUAAGCUGGUGAGACUGUGUUUUUCAAUUAAAGUUGAUUGAUUACUUUCCUAUUUUACUACUUGUGUAUUUGUAUCUAGUGGGGCAGGAAAUCUUCUUAUAAGCUUGAAUAGGCACCUGGAAACUCAUCGG
This is a messenger RNA of Pelobates cultripes (western spadefoot toad), 7879 nucleotides long. Lineage: Eukaryota; Metazoa; Chordata; Amphibia; Anura; Pelobatidae. The record is from the annotation of a GenBank genome assembly.